Microbotryum saponariae is the source of this 3229-nucleotide messenger RNA. The record is from the annotation of a GenBank genome assembly. NCBI's taxonomy places the organism in Eukaryota, Fungi, Basidiomycota, Microbotryomycetes, Microbotryales, Microbotryaceae.
AUGGACCACGAUCACUUUAGUGCGUACCAAGACGCUUCCGAAGCGCAGUCCGUCUCCGCCUACGAGCCCGUAUCGUCACCGCUUCCGCCCGUGACCCUUCCCGCUUUCCCGAGCGCGUCGGUCUCUCCCGGAGCGUCCAAGUACCAUACCCGUAGGCAAUCGCAGCACCUGGGCCAUCAGCAGGGCUUACCGUCACCCUCGGGUUUGCCUUCGCCUCGUCCUGGGUCGAACUUCAGUGCUGGAACGGGUUCGGGUAGGGCUCAUCAGUCGGGCAUCAUGUCCAGUGACGCUGCGGCGCAACAAGGUGGCGAUGCCUCGUUGGAGGAGGUCAGUUCAUAUUUCAGUCCGGCACGUGUGGGAUGAAUAUGACCGCUGACUCGUCUGUACUCUGCCUGCCCCACUUGCACGCCUCCGUUCCGCCCGCGACAUGCCUCAACACCCCCUACCCUCGCAGGAGAUUGAGCGAUCGCGCCAAGAACGACUCAAGCGCCGCACGCACGCAUCCGAUCCAUCUGAUGGCGAAAUUUCCGAUCCUCGUGAUACCGCUUCAGCGCGCGAGAACAUCAUCGCCCUCGCCUCACGUGGGACCCAACCUUCAGCAGGCGCAAGUGGGGGAGCUUCCCUCACUUCCUUCAUGAGUGGUGCCGCCCGACCCCCACCUCGUCAUCGUAUCGGAACGGGCAUGACCGAGCAGGAAAAGGAAGAGACUGAACGACUCGAACGGGAGAUGGAAGCGACGAGGUCCAAGUGGAAGAAUGCGAAUACUGGAUCGACCCCUACCAGCGGUGCUCCGGCGGGCGUCAGUCUGGCGACGUUGAUGAAGGGGAACAAGGCUGACGAAUCGAGCGUCAAGGUCGGCGUCGCUUCUCGAUGGGGGCAGACGGUCGAAAAGGAAGGGAUGGGGACUAGGCCACUUGGUGCAACUGGUUUGCCUCAAAAGAAGGAAGCUGCGGCCAUGUCUCUGGCCGCGAUCAUGGGGUCCAAAGCGUCUGGACCGAGACUCAAUCAGCCUGCACCUCAGGCCGCCGGCGAAGAAGGACCGGCUCAUGCUCGUCGGGGGUUCGUAGGUGCUUACGCCUUGCCGGGAAUGGUUGCGGCCAACGGCCCUGGGAUGCGAGCUUCGGCCCCGUCGGAAAACGCGGACGACACCGGUUUCGCUCCUCGUCCCGAUGCCGCCAAAAGAUCGAGUGUGUUGGACCGUUGGAAUCGGGACACACCAAACGGCGAAGCGGCUUCAACCGCUCCACCACCGGCCAAGCAAACGAGCACACCUCUACCAAACACGAAUACGAGUGUGGCUUUGGGCCCUGCCGCACCGAGCCGAGGCUGGAGUGGUCCCCCUAUUGGCGUCAAAGACACUCCCUACGCCUCUCCAAAAUCUGCCCCCGUCCGACCGGAAAGAUCUACCGAGCCGAAGUACACGCGAGGUACCGCCUUUCCUAGUAUGAACGCCCCCACACCAGCUGCUGCUCCUACCGUGGAGUCUGCAGCGUCCAUCUCGAGACCUUCAAGUCCGACCUCGGUGCGCAACGUCGUCGCGCAGUGGGGUCACGCCUCCCAACCGAGCCAGACCGCGGCGGCAUUGGCUGCAUUGUCGAUCAAGGAGUCGUACGGCAUCAAGGUCGCCAGUCCUCGAACGUCGCCUAUGAUGUCGAUGUCCAAUCACACUUUACCAUCUACUCAAACUGAACGUGUGUCUCAGCCUGCCCCCACGGACUGUGCUCCGAGACCAGUUCCGACACUGGCUAGGAACGCAAGCCCGCCAGUUGCGCCGGCACCCAUGGCGAAGGGAAUGCCCCAGUUCUCGUCAUCAGCCGCUCCCCGAUCUUCACAGGAUAAAAUCAACUUAGUUGCCGCACCUUCAAAGUCGUCAACAGAGUCAAAAGCCGUACAAGCCGCCGUUGCGCUCGCUCUUAAUACCCCGUCGCCGACCCGAUUACCCCCCGGGAUUGCCGCCUCGACGGAUGUGUACUCUCUUCUGACGCAGGACCGCGACCCCAUCGAUCACAAUCACAUGUUCUACCGCACCGAGAUCCUCGCCAUCGUGCAUCGGCAAGUCUCACCCGACUCGACGACGGUCUUCAUCUGGAUUGGUGACGAGACGCCUCCGAUCGGUCAUCGAGUGGAGGGUCAGAUCAAUGAGAUCCUCAAGAGGGAGGGUGUGCACGAGGCGCAGCGCUUGAGGUAUAGGCAGGAAACGAAGGCUUUGGGAGAGGUAUUUGGUGAUCAGAUUACGAUCUGUAGGGUGAGUGAGGAACGGAAGAAUAGCUUCGAGAACAAUAGACCUGAUGGAUGUUUUGUUGACACAGGGGCUUCGGGACGACUUUGACCAUCUCGCUACUCGACUCUACUCUGUGCAAACCGUCGACGAGGUCGCUUUCAUCGAAGAGCAAGAUCUCGUAAGCGGACAAGUUCACACACGCGAUGCUGGGGUGUCAUCACUGACCUUGCUCUUCCUGUCCUGCUUUGAAGACAUCCCGAAGCAUCUGUUCCGGCCAUUGCACUGUCUUCUCGAUCGUUGGCGAGGUGUAUGCAUGGAUAGGCGUCGCCAGCAACGCUCAGGAGCAAGACGCUUGCUUUGAGUUUGCCGAAUCGAUCGCCGAUGGUCGUCAAGUCACGGUCCUACAACAAGGCAAGGAGACGGCCUACUUUUGGCACGGCCUCGACGGUCUCGAGAUCGCGUCGAGUUACUACUGGCGUUUCCGACCUUUACUCCCUCCCCCCGUCUCGGUCAUCGCAUUCGAAUCGACCAGUUCGAUCCGACGAAUCGAGCCGAUCGAUCUUCCCAAGAACCACGUCUCGCUCGUCGAUGGCGGUUUCGCAGAACAUUGGAUCGUCGUACCAGCGAUGUGUAAAGGUAAGAAGGCCGAGAUUGAAGUGGCAAUGGCUGCGGCGGAGGAUUUGGCGAGUAGGUGGAAGGAACGAGGUUUUGGGUUCAAGCAGGCUGUUCAUGUGAGUUGAUCGUAGCGUUGGAGAGCUAUGUUGGAUGUGGUGCUGACCCCUUGUGAGUUGCGGAUGACAGGUGCUUUGCGCUCCUUCGAAGCUGCCGAUCGACUUGCCUCACUUGGCCAGGCAGCUCGACUUCCAGAAGCUUGUAGGUUUACGUACCCACUCGACUUGUCAUAUCAUGAACUGACUGGAGUCAUCGGCGCCGCGUCAGAACGGAGACGAAAAGCCAACCAAGAUGAACGUCUUGACGCUCGAAGAGGCCCGUGCGCAAUUGCUGUAG